Myotis lucifugus (little brown bat) is the source of this 1655-nucleotide messenger RNA. RefSeq names its product adenosine A2a receptor (gene ADORA2A). Gene Ontology annotation, biological process: G protein-coupled adenosine receptor signaling pathway; adenylate cyclase-activating G protein-coupled receptor signaling pathway. Gene Ontology annotation, cellular component: membrane. Lineage: Eukaryota; Metazoa; Chordata; Mammalia; Chiroptera; Vespertilionidae. The annotation marks the transcript as partial. The record is from RefSeq and is a predicted model, not a curated record. Gene Ontology annotation, molecular function: G protein-coupled adenosine receptor activity. The transcript has a single exon.
GUACAACGGCUUGGUGACGGGCGCCAGGGCCAAGGGCAUCAUCGCCAUCUGCUGGGUGCUGUCCUUCGUCAUCGGCCUGACGCCCAUGCUGGGCUGGAACAGCUGCGGCCAGCCCAGGUCCAAGGAGGACGGGAACCACUCGAAGGACUGCAGGGAGGGCCUGGUGGCCUGCCUCUUCGAGGAAGUGGUGCCCAUGAACUACAUGGUCUACUACAACUUCUUCGCCUGCGUCCUGGUGCCCCUGCUGCUCAUGCUGGGCAUCUACCUGCGCAUCUUCCUGGCGGCGCGGCGGCAGCUGAAGCAGAUGGAGAGCCAGCCGCUGCCGGGCGAACGCACGCGGUCCACGCUGCAGAAGGAGGUGCACGCCGCCAAGUCGCUGGCCAUCAUCGUGGGGCUCUUCGCCCUGUGCUGGCUGCCCCUGCACAUCAUCAACUGCUUCACCUUCUUCUGCCCCGGGUGCGGGCACGCCCCGAACUGGCUCAUGUACCUGGCCAUCAUCCUCUCCCACUCCAACUCCGGGGUGAACCCCUUCAUCUACGCCUACCGCAUCCGCGAGUUUUUCCAGACCUUCCGCAAGAUCAUCCGCAGCCACAUCCUGCGGCGGCGGGAGCCCUUCAAGGCGGGCGGCCCCAGCGCCCGGGCCGGGGCGGCUCAGGGCAGUGACGGGGAGCAGAUCAGCCUGCGCCUCAACGGCCACCCCCCUGGGGUGCUGGCCAACGGCAGCGCCCCCCACCCGGAGCGGCGGCCCAACAGCUUCGCUCUGGGGCUGGUGAGUGGACGGGGAGCCUGCGGGUUCCCUGGGGACACGGGCCUCCCCGACGUGGAGCUCCUCCGCCACGAGCUCGGGGGGCCGUGCCCGGACUCCCCCGGCCUCGAGGGCCCCCUGGCCCCGGACGGAGCAGGCGUGUCCUGAGGAGCCACUGCGCUUGCCCCUUCCCCGGGAAGGGGCUGUUGCUCUUCCCGGUGGGGGAGUGUGACUGCGCCCAGACCUUCCCUCCCCGGGCUGGUUCCCGUGUGGCCCGGAGGGAGCCCGGCUGGCGCAGCCCGCGGCGGGUUUGGAGUCCGAGAGCGGGCGUGUCAUGCGGGGAGACCCUGUGCGGGCCAGGAGCGCAGCACCGGAGCGUCUUGGGUCCGGUCCCCACUCCGGAAGCAUCUAGAAGGGCCACCUCGUCUCUGCAGAGCAGGCCACUGGCCCGGAGGCUGGAGCGUGGCUCCGAGGGGCCCUGCCUGCUCCCCCCCCGCCCCCGGACUCUCCGAGGGUUUGGGAGCUGCUGUGCUUGGCAGUGGUGUUUGACUCUGUUUUCCAGGAGGAAAUUUUAAGCGUGAAGAUACCCUGUCUAUUUCAUUAUUGUCCCUCCCUGUCGUCAGUCCUGCUGCUCACCUGGUCGGCCCCGGGGAGCCCCGGGCAGCCCUCUCCCCCGCCCCCCCCGCCCCGAUGGCCCAGAGCCAUCUCCUGGGGUGACGAAGCUGGGCCCAGGACGAGGACGGGGCGUCGAGAUGGAGCCGGCAGGGGCUGGGGGAGGUCCGGGCUGGCCUGCGUGGGGAGCGGGGAGGCUCCGCCGGCCCAGUGGAGGCCCGCACUGCCUUUCCCUCCGAAGGGAAUGUCUUUUUCUGAGAUAAAAUAAACGUUGAGCCAGUUGUGUUUUAAGCCUGUC